Molecule: messenger RNA, 789 nt
Organism: Scophthalmus maximus (turbot)
Lineage: Eukaryota; Metazoa; Chordata; Actinopteri; Pleuronectiformes; Scophthalmidae
Gene: ssna1
Product: Sjogren syndrome nuclear autoantigen 1
Exons: 3
Coding region: 299-643 (114 amino acids)
Cellular component (GO): centrosome; ciliary basal body
Source: RefSeq, a predicted model, not a curated record
GAAACGACGCGCUUGACGUCAUUGGUCACGUGAUUUUGGAGAGAACGAAUCAAACUUCACUGUAAAGUCGGUUCAGUUCUCUUCCGGUCUCGCGCCUCCUCGGGAGUUGUCUGUGUCGCGGGGCAACAGCAUCGUCACCAUAGUUUCUCCUUCUUCAUCUUCUUGUUCCCUCGGUUAUUCCCUCUUAUCGCAGCGGGACCGGGACCGGGACAGGUGACGCGCUAACCACCCGGAAGUGACGAGCACCGUAACGCGUAUUAGCCGCCGGUGAAUCCGCGUUAGCCUCAAACGAUCCGACAUGACCCAACAAGCCGCUGCGCUGCAGACCUACAACAACGAGCUGGUCAAAUGUAUCGAGGACCUGUGCUCUAAGCGGGAGGAGCUGAGCCGUCAGAUCACGCAGGAGGACGAGGAGAAGGAGCGACUGCAGCGCGACAUCCGCGUCCUGUCGGAGAAGCUGAGCAGAGUCAACGAGAGCCUGGCGCAGAAACUCUCGGCCCGCGCCACGUUCGACCGCACCAUCGCCGAGACAGAGGCCGCGUACACCAAGAUCCUGGAGAGUUCCCAGUCUCUCCUCAGCGUCCUGAAGCAGGAGGCUGGAAACCUCAGUAAAGCCACAGAGCCGCGGAGGAAGGAGCACUGAUGUCAAAGGACUAGUCGUUCACUUUGACCACAGCACUUUUUUUAUACCCUUUCCUAUCCUCAACUCUGGACUACUUGUUUGUUUGAUUCAUGUUGUACAUUGAAACUUUGAUUCCAAUAAAUGUCUUUUUCUUAUCACUCCCAUGA